AUGCCACAAAGUACGUGGCAGGAAAAAGCCAAAGCCAAAGUAUCGGAGACGCAGGACAAUAUCCCCGUGGAAUGGCGCCUGCCAUUAUCCUAUUCUGACGUGUGCUCGCAGGAUAGUCACGAGUCCGUUCUCGAUAUUCCGCGCCGCUGCGGGAUCCUAUCGCCCAGGGAGAGUGAUAUUACUGAAUCAUUCGAUGCAACUGCCCUGCUCGAGAAGCUUGCGUCUCGCGAAUUUUCCGCCGUUGAGGUGACCACCGCAUUCUGCAAGCGUGCAGCGAUCGCCCAGCAGCUGACCUCAUGUCUCACGGAGAUGUUUUUCGAAACUGCUCUUCGCAGGGCUCGGGAGUUGGAUGAUUAUCUUCUGGCCACGGGAAACACAUUGGGCCCUCUACACGGUCUUCCGAUCAGUCUUAAGGAAUGCUAUAACAUUGCAGGCGUUCCAACGACCAUGGGAUUUGUGUCUUUCCUGGAUCGGCCCGCAAACCAAAACAAUAGUAAUUUGGUGGACAUCUUACUCGCGGCUGGGGCAGUGCUUUAUGUUAAGACCAACAUUCCACAGACGAUGAUGACGCUCGAUACGCAUAAUAACAUCUUUGGCCGGACGCUUAAUCCCCAUCGUUUGUCGCUUACAGCUGGUGGCAGCAGCGGUGGGGAGGGAGCACUGCUCGCCAUGCGGGGAUCGCUGCUCGGACUCGGAACAGAUAUCGCAGGGUCGAUCCGCGUACCAGCACUAUGUUGCGGAGUUAUUGGAUUCAAACCCUCUGCAAACCGAGUCCCUUAUGGCGGUAUAACCUCUGUUGCAAGGCCCGGGACGGCGAGCAUUGUCCCGUCUGCUGGCCCGCUCUGCCACACGCUCAGGGACGCCGAGCUACUGCUGAAAGUAGUUCUCGGCUCCAGUCCUUCAAAUAUUGAUGACAAUGCGUUAGAUAUCCCCUGGCGGGUAGGUGUUAACCAGAACCCAUUCCUCCGAGUCGGCGUGUUGGGAGAAGAUGCCCUCUACCCGCUACACCCCCCAAUGAAACGUGCAAUUGCGACCGCACUCAACAAACUUGAAGCCGCCGGACAUACAUUGGUCGAUAUAUCCGAUCAGAUGCCAUCCAUAUCAACCGCCAAGGACAUUGCCUCCCGACUCUUCAAUAUGGAUCCCGACCGGACUGCAUUGGCAUACGUUACUAGGGGUAAUGAGCCCUUCAUCCCGUCUCUGCAAUCCACAUACGACCUCGAAGGGCGCGCCCCUGAGCCUCAACUUCUGGAGCUGUACGAUCUCAACGUUGCGAAAGCCCGUCUGCUGACUGCUAUGAGGCGUGUAUUUGUGGACAACAAGCUGGACGUUAUCAUUGGGCCUGCUUAUCAGAGCUGUGCGGUUCCACACGAUACAUACGGCGUGGCCACAUAUACGGUGUUCUGCAACCUCUUCAACUUGCCCGCCUGCGUCAUCCCAUUCGACAAAGCUGACAGCGCCAAAGAUGCGGCGUUUAUUCGAGACGUUCAGUAUACUCCGGAAUACAAACCGGGAGAAGUCGAGGGUGCCCCGUGCCAUAUCCAGCUCAUCGGGCGAACUAUGAGAGACGAAGAUCUGAUUCGAAGUGCGGCAAUCGUAGACACUGUGCUGAAGGUUUAA
This is a messenger RNA of Aspergillus mulundensis, 1620 nucleotides long. RefSeq lists its product as uncharacterized. The coding region runs from base 1 to 1620 and encodes 539 amino acids. The record is from RefSeq and is a predicted model, not a curated record. The transcript is spliced from 3 exons. Lineage: Eukaryota; Fungi; Ascomycota; Eurotiomycetes; Eurotiales; Aspergillaceae.